Drosophila santomea is the source of this 1734-nucleotide messenger RNA. Its product is annotated as prolyl 4-hydroxylase subunit alpha-1-like. Gene Ontology annotation, biological process: peptidyl-proline hydroxylation to 4-hydroxy-L-proline. Gene Ontology annotation, molecular function: procollagen-proline 4-dioxygenase activity; iron ion binding; L-ascorbic acid binding. Lineage: Eukaryota; Metazoa; Arthropoda; Insecta; Diptera; Drosophilidae. Gene Ontology annotation, cellular component: endoplasmic reticulum. The transcript is spliced from 7 exons. The record is from RefSeq and is a predicted model, not a curated record. The coding region runs from base 1 to 1620 and encodes 539 amino acids.
AUGGCAUCAAAGAACAUGCAACGGAUUUUACCAGGAUAUCUACUUUUGUUGCUGUUUCACAGCACGUUGGUCCUUGGACAACAUCCUCUUGAGAGGAGUCACUCCUUGUCACUGGUGACAAUGGUGCCACUUCUGGAGCUGGAAAGGAAACUGAUAGACAACCUCGAUAACUACACAAAUGCCCUGGAGCAGAAGCUGCAAAUAAUACGCAGUCAAAUCACAGUGAUGCGUGCGGAAAACGAGAAAGGGGGGCGGAAUGCUAUAUCCUAUCUGUCCAAUCCACUAAAUGCCUUUUCACUCAUUCGACGUUUGCAUCAGGAUUGGAUCAAGUGGGGCAAGUACAUGGAGCAGCCAGUGGGGAUCUCCCAAAUAAAAGCAUUUGACAGCUGGAAGAAUGAGCUUCCCACAGAACUCGACUUAUGGGAGGCAUGCGCCGGAAUAGAUCGCAUUCAGAGUCUCUAUGACCUAAAAUCUGGCGACUUUAUUAAUGGGAACAUUAAUGGCAAGCAGUACAAUGCCAGCAUGAGUUCUGCAGACAUUCUCUCACUAGCUGAUCACCUUGCCAUGAAAAAUAGACCAUCGGAAGCUGUUCAAUGGCUGCAGGAAGUGUCUCAGCGCCUCCAAGAGGAACGUCUAUUCAUCCCAAGGCACCUGCUAAUCGAUGAAGUGGAUUUUCUAUUAUUACUUGCCGAGUCCCACUUCAAAGAAAAACACUAUUCAAAGGCCUUGCCCCUGCUGCAAAAUUGCUUGAAACUUAAGCCCUACGAUGCGCGUCUUCUACGCCUGUGGAAAAGCACACAGGACCUUAUUGAGAGGCAACCAAACCCAUUCCCUAAGGAUAAUAAGGAGCAGAAUGUUCCAGUCGCAAAUGCGUUCAAAUUGAGCUGCAACGGACCCCAUGAGAGCUCCACUAGACUGCACUGUUUCUAUAACUUCACCACGACUCCAUUCCUUCGCUUGGCUCCACUCAAAACCGAGCAAAUCGGAUUGGAUCCAUAUGUGGUUCUAUACCACGAAGUGCUCUCUGCCCGAGAAAUAUCCAUGUUGAUAAGCAAGGCUGCUCAGAAUAUGAAAAACACCAGGGUUCAUAGGGAAACAAAACCCAAAACGAACAGGGGAAGAACUGCCAAGGGCCAUUGGCUUAAAAAGGAGAGUAACGAUCUGACCAGGAGAAUCACCAGGCGUGUUGUGGACAUGACUGGAUUUGACUUGGCUGAUUCUGAAGACUUUCAGGUGAUUAACUACGGCAUAGGUGGACACUAUUUUCUGCACAUGGAUUACUUUGAUUUUGCGUCUAGUAAUUACACUGGCACACGUAGUCGCCAAUCGAUAAUUUUGGGCGAUCGUAUUGCCACUGUGCUGUUUUAUUUGAGUGAUGUCGAACAAGGAGGAGCCACCGUCUUUGGAAACGUGGGAUAUUCUGUGUAUCCCCAGGCUGGAACCGCCAUCUUCUGGUACAAUUUGGAUACGGAUGGCAAUGGAGAUCCGCUCACAAGACACGCAUCCUGUCCAGUGAUUGUGGGCUCCAAAUGGGUGAUGACCGAGUGGAUACGCGAAAGCCGGCAGAUCUUCAUCAGACCCUGCCUGCCCCCGGCAAAGGGAACCUCUACGAAAUCAUAGACAAACAAAUUUCCGGCAUAAUCACUCUGCACACUUAACAAAAACCCACGGAGCUCAGCUUGAAUGCCUUUUUAAAAUGCCAACACGGAAAAAUAAAGUGCUGAGUGGUUGAUA